Messenger RNA from Stylophora pistillata, 8897 nucleotides. RefSeq names its product lipoxygenase homology domain-containing protein 1. Gene Ontology annotation, molecular function: protein binding. NCBI's taxonomy places the organism in Eukaryota, Metazoa, Cnidaria, Anthozoa, Scleractinia, Pocilloporidae. The record is from RefSeq and is a predicted model, not a curated record.
AAGAUGGCGACGGAAUCAUGAAUCCACUUCAAAACAAAGACUGGCCCGUAUUGUAAACAGAACCAAAUACUGGCGAUGCUUGGCGGGCUUUUGCAGAUUAAGCAUUGAUCAUCGCUGUCAUCUGAUACCUGUUUUCUGUCAAGAAAUUUUAAACGCCACGUCUGGUAAAAACAAAGUUUAUCGUGGAAAGAGCAGUUGAGGGAGGAUUGGAGUUUGGCGGGAUUAGCAAGCUUCUGUUGCAUCGCUCGAAGCUUUAGUGUGCCAGACAGCAGGAACUGAUCCUCAACAGAAAUCAGCCUAGUCACCAUGCAGUGGGAAACUGCACGGAAUGAAUCCUUCACAAGAAGGGAAGUGCGACAAGUUCACACAAUAGGUGAAACUUCGCAUGACUCUUGGAGUGAGCAGCAGUACACAGACACAAACAGCAGAUAUGGGCAGUUUGUUAAUGGUCCGAUAACCAAUGGAAUUGACUCAUCUCAAGAGACGUCUCACGGUAAAAGAACAAUUUACAUGGUGAAUGGAGACACCAGUUCUGAAGGAAGGGAUGACAGAUUUCCAUUUAAAAAUCGUGAGUCGGAUGUCAGUGAGACAGGGUCUUUACAGCGCACAUACAGUAGUGGGAGUGGUACAGGUAGAAAAUUUAGUGGCAGCUCAGCAGGAUCUACCAAUAGUGGAACAAAGAUAUCCAGUGUGACUAUGCCGAUAAGAUCUGCCUCAUUCUCUACUCGAAGAGUUUCCAACAGCUCAGAGAAGCCAGUUCAAGCCAGUACUGUGUCCAGUACAGAAGCUGCACCAACAAAGCCUGUAACUCUUCCCAGGACAUCUUCCUUGGUGAAACAGCAUAUACCUUCAGAUCCAAAGUCAAGCCUUCCUGAAGUGAAUGUGAAAUACAACAUCAAAAUGAAACUUGGUGAAGUGAAAGGUAAUGGAGUGGAUGGAAAUGUUUAUAUCCAGCUGUUUGGAUCAAAAGGAAACACUGCAAAAAUACAGUUACGUCAAGCGGGGGAUGAAAAGAAUCGGUUUGAAACUGGUCAGGAAUAUAAGUUCAUGGUUACCACCAUGGAUAUUGGAAAGGUUGAGAGAAUAAAACUCAGCCAUGAUCACAUGGAAUAUGGGACUGGACUUCAUGUGAAGGAAGUUGAAGUCGAUGUUCCCUCAUAUGGCAGCCACUACACCUUCCCAUGUAAUUGUUGGUUGGCACAAGAUAAGCUCUCAGAGAUGACAAUCAAAGACUUGAAUUCAACUCCUACACCAAACAAAGGUUAUACAGUUUCAGUUCAUUUGGGUAAAGUUCUGGAUCCUUACACCAAGUUGUACCUGCAACUGUGUGGAGAAAAGGAGGAGAGCACUAAAAUUGUGCUUCGGCCAUCAGGAACUGCAACAGAUAAAUUCCAAGAGGGGAAGACCUAUAAGUUCUCAGUUGAGAUGCCAUAUAUUGGAAAGGUGGAGAGAAUCCGUGUUGGUCAUGAUACCUAUGGGAGUGGAAAAGGUAUUUUUGUAGAUGAUAUUGAAGUUGCACCAGAUGAUGAAGAAGCUUUGUAUUUUCCUUGCUCCUGUUGGUUAGCAGAAGACAUUGGAGAUGGAAAAUUAGAACGAGAAAUCUACCCAGGAACAAGGACCCCUCUUACAUCAGAGUCAGACAUUACCCACACAGUGUCUGUGCAUCUUGGAGAAGUACUGAACCCUGAAGCAACAUUGUACAUCUAUUUGAUUGGUCGGAGAGGAGAAACUAGCAAAGUAUUUUUGAGGCCAGAAGAACCAUUAGAAAGAGAGAAGACCUAUAAGUUCACGCUUGCUCUGAAUGUUGAUAUUGGAGGGAUUGAGAAGAUUCGCCUUGGACAGGACAGCCGCGGGUAUGGCAAAGGACUGUUUGUCGAAAGUGUCAAGGUGGUUCCCACAGACAAUGAUCCCCCGAUGAUGUUCCCAUGUGCAUGUUGGCUGGCUGAAGAUGUGUGGGACAGUAAGACUGAGAGGGAACUGCUUCCUGGAAAAGCUGUAAAGAGACCUGAAAAUGUUGCUUACAGCUUAACAUUCAAGACGGGCGACAUGCCGUAUGCGGGCACUGAUGCUAAUGUAACACUGCAGCUGUUUGGAGACAAAGGUCAAACGGAAAAGAUCAUGUUACGGCAAGAAUCUGGAAAAACCAUAAAGAGAUUUGAUCGAGGACGGACAGACAGGUUCACUGUACAGACGAUGGACGUGGGGAAAGUUGAGAGGAUUCGCAUCAGUCAUGAUAACACGGGUCCUAACCCGGAGUGGUAUUUAGAAUACCUGAAGAUCGAAAUUCCUUCCCGGGACGAAAAAUACAUGUUUCCUUUGAUUUUCCCUUGUCGCUGCUGGCUCGCUGAAAACGAAGAUGAUGGUAAAACAGCUCGUGUGAUAGAACCUGGUGAAUCAUUGACACAACCGUACGACAUUAAUUUUCGUCUUGGGGAAGUGAUGGAUCCCCGCGCCAAGUUGUACAUGAUUAUUCAUGGAAAGAAAGGCGAUUCAGGAAAAAUUUAUCUCGCACCAUCUGACGGCAAAAAUUUUGAACCAGGAAGGCUGUACACUGUGUCUGCAAAUAUCAGAGAUAUCGGACCGGUUGAGAAAAUUAGUCUUGGAAAUGAAAGUCGUGGACCCGGCCAUGGUGUUUUCGUAGAGGAAGUGGAAGUGGGGGCACCUAACGAAGAACCUCUUGUUUUCCCGAGCCGCUGUUGGUUGGCAGAAGACGAGGGAGAUGGAUUGGUUGUACGAGUCCUGAAACCCGGAGAAACUAUUCAACCGACCUACGACAUUCUGUUCCGUUUGGGCGAAGUACGAGAUCCCUGGGCUAAACUGUACAUGAUCCUGUAUGGAGAUAGGGGCGAGUCAGGCAAGAUAUAUCUCACACCUUCUGAUGGGACAAAGUUUGAGGCUGGAAAGCAGUACAGAGUAUCAGUUAAUAUCAAAGAUAUUGGAAAGAUCAACAAAGUGUUUCUUGGAAGUGAUAAUCAGGGAAGCGGGCGUGGAAUUUACGUUGAGGAAAUCGAAGUGCAAUCCACUGGUGAGGAUCCUGUGAUCUUUCCUUGUCGCUGCUGGCUCGCUGAAGAUGAAGGAGACGGCAAAACAGCCAGGGUUUUGAUUCCAGGGGAGACGAUUUAUCCGCAGCUUGACAGUACUCUGUACAACAUGACAUUUGAGACAGAGGAUGUUCCCUUCGCCGGCACAGAUGCUACUGUUUAUGUGCAGAUGUUUGGAGAAAAAGGACAGACAGAAAAGAUUGAGUUUCGAAGUGAAGACAAAAAAGAGGCGCCAAAGUUUAAACGCGGAAGAAUUGACAAGUUUGCUGUGGAAACUGCUGAUGUUGGAAAGCUGACGAAACUUCGUGUCGGCCACGACAACACCGGCCGUAACCCUGAAUGGUAUCUAAAGAAACUCUCCAUUGAAAUCCCAUCACGUGACGAGACCUGUGUGUUCGAGUACAACAACUGGAUUGCGGGAGAGGAAGUCAACUUGGAUCCAAUCGACGAAAAAACAAGAACAGAGCUUUAUACCAUUCAUCUCAAGCUGGGUGAGGUGGCCGACCCCUAUGCUCCAGUGUGGAUCCAGCUCGUAGGUGAGAAGGGAGAAAGUGGACAGAUUCAAAUCAAACCUGGAUAUGGUCCUUAUGAUAAGUUCGAGAAGGGCCGCAUUUACAAGGUGGUUGCAAGAGUCGCAGACAUUGGACGGAUCGUGGAUGUCAAAGUUGGCCAAGAUGCAGGCCACACUGGUGUCCCUAGCAAGGGUCUAUACGUUGAAGAAGUUGUGGUGACCGCGUCACGUGGAGAUGGGGUGGUCUUUCCUUGUCACUGUUGGACUGGGGAUGAGGAUAAAAUAGCCGUGGAGCCCGGCCUUGGAAAUGAAGAACCUCUUGAUACAACUUAUCAAGUAACAUUUAAGACUGGUGACAGACCAAACGCUGGCACAUCGGCCAAAGUGCAGUUUGAAUUGUUUGGAGACAACGGUAAAACCGAGCCUAUUUUACUCAGCGAAGACAAGAGUCUACGACUGUUUGAAAGAGGAAACAGUGAUAAAUUCAAAGUGGACACGCGGGAUGUUGGAAAGAUCGAGAAGCUUCGCGUCAGUCAUGACAAUUCCGGGCGCGAUCCUGACUGGUAUCUAGAGGAAGUGACCAUAGAUGUCCCGGAUAAGGGCGAGCAGUACAUCUUCCCUUGUCACCGCUGGCUCGUGGGCAGUCAGCGAAAUGUUGAUCUGAUACCUGCUGAAACAAAAGAUUUGUCACAAGAAGUGGAUUAUCGUAUCAUGAUAAAGACUGGGGACGAAAACGACGCUGGCACAGACGCCAAUGUUAAUUUUCAGAUGUUUGGAGAAAAAGGAAAAACACAAAACUUCUCUCUCAGAGAGGAAGGAGAUAAAAAGAGAUUUGAGAAAGGAAGAAUGGACAAAUUCUUGAUCCGGACACGAGACAUUGGAAAGCUGACAUCUGUUCGUAUCAGCCGGGAUAACAAAGGUGUUAAACCUGGAUGGCUGUUGGAUAAAAUAACUAUUGACGUAGACGAGAAGGACGAGCAUUAUGUGUUUUAUUGCAACCGCUGGUUGGGAAGUUCAGACAUUGCGAUAGAUUUUACACCAGAGCAAGGCUCGUUACCUGGACAAGAAGGAAUGUACACAGUGAGCGUCAAAGUUGGAGAGGUCCUGGACCCUGAUGUAAAUCCUUUCUAUCAAAUCGUUGGUAGAAACGGUGAAACCAACAAGAUCAGGCUACGAGAGGGUUACUCAAAGUCACAUGUCUUUACUAAAGGAAACACUUACAAUGUGUCUGUUAAGAGUCCAGAUGUUGGCGAGAUAACAAAGCUUCGCAUCGGAGAUGACGGGAACGGUCGCGGCAAGACCAUGUUUGUGGAAGAGGUGACGGUUACCAGCAAGGAGGGUGAUACUGUACUGUUUCCAUGUCGCUGCUGGCUAGGAAAAGAUGACUCCAACACCAAAAUAAUCCGAGAGCUUGUCCCAGGAAAAUCUGUACCAGAAGAACUGGAGGAUAUCUCAUAUCACAUGACAUUAAAAACCGCAGAUGUACAAAAUGCAGGAACCGACGCAAAUGUUUAUUUUGCGCUGCACGGCGACAAAGGGGAAACGCCAAAAAUCGCUUUACAGGACGAAAGCCAGACAUUCAAACGUUUCGAACGAGGACGAGCUGAUAAAUUUGUUGUACAGACAGCGGAUGUUGGAAAGCUCGAAAAGUUAGUUAUUGGUCAUGACAACAGAGGAGAGGACCCCGGAUGGCUCCUGGAGGAAGUUGAUGUCGAUAUCCCUGAACGAGAUGAACAUUAUAAAUUCCGCUGUGGCGGGUGGCUCGGUGGCCAACGGCCUGGUCAGCGGAAGGAAGCAGUCUUAUACCCAGUGGAUGACAUUGAUGGAGAAGUGAAACCCAUCGAGGUAGACAGCCUGCAAGAAACUGGAGCGUCCGGAUUUGGUGACGCCGAGUAUGACGUGGAGUUUAAGACGUCCGCGGAAGAAAACGCUGGCACGGAUGCCAAUGUGUAUUUUCAAAUGAUUGGCGAAGAUGGGGAGACUCAAGAAAUCGACCUAAAAAACAAGGGAAAGGGUUACUUUCACCGGGGACAGCUGGAUAGAUUCAGGAUCAGGGCCAGAGAUGUUGGUCGGCUCAAAAUGCUUCGCGUAGGCCAUGAUAAUUCUGGCUCUAAUUCUCGGUGGUUGCUAGAUGAAGUUGUAAUAUUAUCUUUGGCCCGUGGUGAGCGCUACGUGUUCAAAGGGGGCCGCUGGAUCGGUGGACGAACAAAUGAAAUUGACCUUCCACUAGAUUCUUGGAAUUAUGGCCAGUUAGUUGGUCAAGAGCCGGAUAUUCCAGAUCUGAUUGAAUACAUGCAAUCUGGAGAUGAGGUCAAGAUCAUUAACGCGGCUGCAUAUUUACAACAUUUAUGUUACAGUAAAGAAUAUGUGAAGGAUAAAGUCAGAGAACUUGGUGGAAUUCCAGUGAUUGUCAGGUUGCUGAAGCAUUCUGAAUGGCGUGUUAGAUAUGCUGCUGUUUGUCUUUUGAGGAACCUCUCAUUUAGUAUGAAAAAUGACGCAAACAGGUUGGCCAUAGCUGAUUGUGGUGGAAUUGAAGCUCUUAUAGAAAUCCUGCAAGAAACGGACAAGACAGAGUACAGGGAGGCAAUUUUAGGAGUUCUGUGCAACUUAUCGUCCGUUGAGUCGCUACGUCUCAGAAUCCUCUUGGUUUGCCUGCACAUUAUCGUUAUUCUUAUUAUCAUAACAUACUCUGAGUGGACGGCUGUGGCAGCUCGAGGGCAGCCGCCAUUGAGGUCUGAGCCUUGGCCAGCGGUACUCGUUCAUGCUACCAGACUCGUGCGCAAUCUGUCUUCGGCCGGUACCAGGGCCCGGCAAGAACUGAGGGACGAGAAAGACUUGAUCGACUGUUUAGUUUGGAUUGUAAGAAUUGGUGUUAAAAGUGAACAAUAUGAUAACAAGUGCCUUGAGCAUUCAGUGUGCACACUAAGAAACCUGUCUUACCGGCUGGAAAGUGAGAUCGAUAGGGAUCGCUAUGACGACGCCGAUGUUGAUGUCGACCCUGCUGCCGUCAAAGAACAACAAAGCCAAGGCUGCUUCGCAGGGUGUGGUGGAAGAAAGAAGAAAAAGGUGCCCAACGACAAGAGGCCCAUGGAUCGACCGAGGGGUCCACCACAAGGGGUUGAACUGAUUUGGCAGCCGGAGACAGUUCAACAAUACCAUGUGCUGAUACGCAAAGCCAAGAACAUUGAAACCUUAGAGGGGUCGGCAGGGGCUCUGCACAACUUGACAGCUUGUUCUUGGAAGUGGGCAAUCAAAAUCCGUGGGGAUACAAGACGAGCACAAGCAAUCCCACAGCUCGUGGAGCUUUUGCGAAUUGACUACGAUCCAACAAUCCGAGCAGCAGCCAUUGCCCUUCGAAACAUGUGCGUUGACUCGGAAAACAAGAACAUUGUUGGCGAGAAAGCGAUUUUACACUUGGUCCACAGACUCCCCACAGGAGACGAGGAAGAACGACUCGUGCAUGAUCCAACUGUGGCCUCUCUUCUGUGCGCCAUUUAUCAGAUUACUAACAAAAAUGACAAAAACGCCAAAUACCUUCGAAAGACCAAAAGCAUUCAAAAGAUUGUGAGGAUAGCAACAGAUCAGAACAGACUAUACUCACCUCGUGUCAUAAAAAUAGCCAAUCAGGUGCUGGCCAACCUUUGGAGUCAUAGUCAUUUACAACAACAAAUGAAGAAUGAAGGCUGGCAGUACGAUGCAAGCAAUAAUGCGGAACUCGCUCGUGCCCCGAUGGAUUUUGAAGCCACGUCUUUGCCUCGCACGCCCGACGAACGUAGCCGAAGAGAUCCGAACAUUCGCCGACUGGAAAGCGACGACGAUCAGUGGCGAGACGGCAGUCGCCGAGCGAGAGAUCAUUGGGACGGUGAGCCUUCUGGAGCGACAGACAUCUCUUCAGAAUCAGAUAGGCAACGCAGUUGGGGGGACAGCUUGAAUCACAUCCCACCUCCAUAUACAUCUGAUGACAACUAUUCCCGGGGCAGUCGUUCAAGGGAUGAACUCCCCAUGGAGGUGUUGUCAAGUUCACCCCGACCGUCGGCCUCGAAUUCAGACCGAGACGAGAAUGAAAACUCCACUGACAGGACUUUUAAGUUAAAGGGCAGUGGGGGUGGGGGUGGGGGUGGGAAGAACGAAGACCUGUGGGUGUAAGACUGUCAGCGAUGGGAACUUGGUAUGGAGUAGAAAUAUUUGAAUUUUCACCUUUUUGCACGGUUUUUGUAGUAGCUUUCGAUGCGAACACGGGGAUCCUUUCCUUCUACUUUCCUUGUUGAGUACGAGGAAUAUGUCAUGUAAGUUAUAUAAUUUUAUUGGAACUAAUGACUCGAGAUGUCUCCCUAGGCACAAGAAAAAUGUAUUCUGAAGAGAACGCUUAUUAACGUUGAAGUACGAAGUUUACUCCCGAGAGUGUAGAAUGUUUUCAACAACAUAUUCUAGUGUAAGGCGAUCAAUUCAUGUCAUGUUAACGACUUUUUUUUUUAUCCUAAUCAUUAUUCCUUUGAAAUUACUCACGGCGUCCGUGCUUUUUGUAGCUUCAUGACAAUCCUGGAAAUUCUCUACAUAUUUAUGAUUGUAGUGGACGAGAACCCGUGACAUUGAAAUUAAUUUCGUUUUCCUUUGUCAGUGUUAACUGAUCCAAGGACUUGAAUUUUAUUAAUAUCUAUAUGCAUUGGAGCUUUCUGUAGCUCUUUUGUUUGCUCAAAGUGUGCGAAAUUCAUAAAAUAAUGUUUAGGCGCUACUGUUCUUUUCCAAACCGAAUAACUAUAAAGGUAAGAAUGAAAACUAGACGUAGUGUAUCCACCAUUACUUCAGCAAUUCGUAAGUUGCUACAGUUUGAACAAAACGAUGACUACAGAAUUUGACAUGAUGAAAGUUUCACUUUUAAAACGCAUAAUGCCCAGACAGACGACUAACCAGCAGAAUGUACAUGCGUUAUUGCGUGAGUAGUCUUCUUUAUUCAAGUGUAUUUUUGCACGAGGUGAGUUUGGUUAAUGUGUCCUUACGUCGCUUUUUAAAAUUGUAAUGUUUUAUAUGUAGUAUACAUGUAGUUGUUAGUGUGGCGUUUCGUAUGCUUACUACUAAAAUUGUGUUUAAUUUCACGACCGCACGGUAAAUGCUUUGUACAAAAAAAAAAAGGCUCACUACAGUACGAGUAAAUCUCUAAACUUAAGUUUGUAAUGUAUAUUGUAUUUUAGUUGUAGAUCAACGCGAUAUUUUACAACGAAACAUGGUUGCAGCAUGGUACACUGUAACCAGAGUAUUUUGUGGUAUUGAUAAUAUUUGCGAUUGUACACUUAUUAUGCUUUGCUCAUGCAGUUCUAUCAUUAAAUAAUAAACAUCAAGAAAGUUUA